GCCUCUGUUUCCACUCGCCUGCUGGUCGCCAUCAUCCGAACCUCCAAAAAGCAAAAACCAUGGCGCAGACCGCUCUCAAGCAUGUCAUUGAGUGCCUCUCGGAAGUUUUUGAUAAAUACGCGAAAGAGGACGAAGAUGUCCACACGCUGAGCAAAGCGGAGGCAAAGAAACUCUUGGAGACCGAGCUGCCUGAACUGCUGAAGAAUCCCGGAGGCUCGGAGAAGGUGAAACAGAUGGUGGAGGAUCUCGAUCUUGACCAAGACGGCAAGAUAGACUUCUUGGAGUUCUCAAUAAUGACCAUGACUCUUUCCAUUGCGCACAAGCUCUGCAGUUGAGUUGUUCUCUGCGGCUGAAGGAAGCGGUCUGUGUACCGGCAUGGCCGUAAGAUGUUGAACAACUGAACUGCGUACACUGAGGACGAGGGGAAAAAGUAAUCUGUGCAUGAAAUGCUUUGCUUUCAGUAACAAACACAAUUCAGAGUAAAUCUGUUUUCAAUAUUUGGGUGUAAGGAUUUUUAUUCAUAUUAUUAUCAUUGUUAUUAUUUGUCCCAUGAUGGUUAUAAUGUGAUUUUUUUUUUUUUUUGGCUUGGUUCUGGUUGCUGCUUCUGUCUGCACUUGUCAUGACAGCUGCUUCAAGAAACGAGUGAACGGCCGCGCCCUGGCUGUGACCGGGCAGCAUGUUGUUACUGAUCUCUGUGACAUCUGAAUAAAGCAGUCUGUCUACCUGGA
Messenger RNA from Salarias fasciatus (jewelled blenny), 728 nucleotides. RefSeq names its product protein S100-G-like. The coding region runs from base 60 to 335 and encodes 91 amino acids. The record is from RefSeq and is a predicted model, not a curated record. Lineage: Eukaryota; Metazoa; Chordata; Actinopteri; Blenniiformes; Blenniidae. Gene Ontology annotation, molecular function: calcium-dependent protein binding; calcium ion binding. The transcript has 2 exons.